GCGAUCUUUUCGCACACCGGCCAUUUUGACUGCAAUGCGUGUGUAAUUUCUGGUCAAAUUUGUUUCGUUUAAAAUUGAUUUUCUAGAGCUGCAUGCAAAGACUGGGAGAUAAAUUUCAACGUACAACGCCCACAAGAGUGGUUUCGUCCAUUAUAUUUAGGAACCAUGAGUGACAUAGAUCCUAAGAAGCUGAAGGUUGUCGAGCUCCGCGCUGAACUACAACAGCGUGGCCUCGAAGCAAAAGGAAACAAAGCAGUCCUGAUUCAACGAUUGACCGAAGCAUUGGAGGAAGAAAAUGCCGAAGAGAGCGAAGGCGAGCAAGUACCCCCGGUAGAUAGUGCUGAUUUGGAUACAUCACAUGAUGAUGAUGAUAUUACUCCUAGCGUAGAACCGGAAAAAACCGACGCGUUACCGAGUCAAUCUGCGCAACCUCAAAUCGAGGCUACAGAUGAACAGACAGAAUCUGAUCCCACGCCUGCGAUUGAAAUGGAGGUGGCACAGCCAGAACCAACCGUCCCGGAAAUACAGCCAGAACCAGUUAAAGAAAUAGAACCCGAACCAGAGAUAGCAGCAGAACCAGUUAUUGAACCCACUCCGGAAUUACAAGUGACACAAGAACCUGAAUCUGUAGUUGAAGCAGAAGAGCCAUCGAAAACGACUGAUGCCGAAGUGCCGACUGCCGAUGUGGCAGAACCCGAAGAAUCCAAACCGGCAGAUAAAGAACAGCCUGUGGAAGAACAACCUAUGGAAGAACAGCCAACUGAACAGACGCCCCAGGAACAUGUGGAGCAGCCAAAAGAACAAGAACAGACAGGACAAGAAGAAAAAAGUACCGACGAAGUUGAAAAAAAAGAUGAACCUAUGGAAGGUCAAGAAGAACAGAAAGUCCCAAGUAGCGUUGGGGAUGGAGAAGAAGCCAAUGAACGAAAAGCAGACUUCACAGAAGACCGUGGCAGAGAGACAGAAAGGAGAGUCCAGCGAUAUGAUCGAGGAGACCGCGAUGGCUACAGAGAUUAUCGUGACAGGGGAGACAGAGGCUAUCAUAGAGACCAUGACAGAGAUUAUGGUAGAGAUAAUUAUCGUCAUGAUAGAUACGAUCAUUACUAUGAAAGAGACAACAGAGACCGUUCUCCAAGAUACAGAUCUAGGUCGAGGUCCCCACCGCCAGAAGAGGAAGAUGACAUCGAUGAGACAAUGGUUGUCCUUGACAAAUUCAACUCAGAUCUUCAUUUAAAGAUAAACAAAGAUGGCUACAUUGCUAAUCCACUUUGCAUGGAAGGUUUUGCCUAUCUGUGGGCAGGUGCCAGAGCUACAUACGGUAUGAACAAAGGAAAAAUAUGCUUUGAGGUUAAGCUUGUUGAAAACUUAAAGGUACAACAUUUGCCAGAGGAAGAGACUCACAGGAACGUUGUGAGGGUUGGUUAUUCAACAGAUGUAUGCUCAUUUCAGCUUGGAGAAGAACCACUUUCCUUUGGGUAUGGUAGCAAUCAGAAAAAAUGUACAAAUAAUACUUUUGAAGAUUUUGGUGAAGAGUAUGGUGAAGGAGACGUCAUCACUGCAUACGUGGAUUUUGAAGGAGAGAAACCUGUAAUCUCUUAUGCCAAAAAUGGUGAAGACAUAGGAGAAGCUUUCAAAAUUGAGGAAGACCUGGCAGAACAAGCUUUAUUUCCUCAUAUACUAACCAAAAACUUCAACAUAGAAGUUAACUUUGGCCAGAAGGAUGAGCCAUUCUUUGCAAUCAAGGAAGGUUUCACCCUAAUUGGAAGCCUACCAGUAGAAGAAAGAAUAAGAGGAAGUACUAAACCUGCUUCAAAGAAAGAAUGUGAAAUUUUGAUGAUGAUCGGCCUUCCAGGAAGUGGCAAGACAACAUGGGCUGAAAAGUAUGCAAAAGAGAAUUCAGACAAGCGUUACUGCAUCAUUGGUCUCAAAAGUCUUGUUGAUAAGAUGAAGAUUCUUGGGGAGAGCCGCAAGAGACCUAUUCAGACGAUGGGAGAUAUUGAUGGACAAAUAUUCUGGGGAGAGCCGCAAGAAGACCUAUUCAGACGAUGGGAGAUACUGAUGGACAAAAUUAACAAAUGUCUCAACAAGCUGUACGAUAUUGCUGCCAGGAAAAGACGCAACUACAUCCUUGAUCAGACCAAUGUGUAUGCCUCAAUGCAGAGACGAAAAAUGCGCCCUUUUGAAGGGUUUCAGCGUAAAGCAAUCAUUGUAGUUCCGUCAGAUGAGGAUUACAAAACCCGAUGUAAAGAGGAAGAAAACCGAGAUGAUGUCCCCCCAGAGCAUGCCGUUUUGGAUAUGAAAGCCAACUUCUCAAUUCCUCUUGCUGGCAAUUACUUUGACUCAGUUGAGUACGUAGAGCUGGAAGAGGAAGAAGCUGGAAAGGUGAUAGAAGAAUAUCGCAAAGAAGGCAGAGCUGCCGCACCACCACCUAAAAGAUUCCGAGAUGAUAGACAGGGCUAUGGUCGAGAGUAUGGCCGUGGUCGCGGAGGUGGUGGCGGCGGUUAUAACCGUUACGAUGACCGUCGUGGCGGUCGUGGUUAUAACCGUGGGUAUGGUGGAUAUGGAGGUGGUGGUGGAUACAACAGAGGUUAUAACCGUGGAGGCGGCGGCGGCGGUGGCGGUGGUGGAUACCGAGAUAGAAAUCAAGAUUACAGAGGUGGAUAUCGUGGAGGUGGUGGAUAUGGAGGCGGACGUGGCAGCUGGAGCCGUGGAGGCAGCAGUGGUGGAGGCAGUAGUGGUGGUGGAGGUGGUUAUAUGGGUUAUGGUAAAAAAGAACACAACCAAUAUCAACAAUAUAGGCAAAACCAGGGAGGUGGAUAUAACAGUGGUAGUUACGGCAAUCAAAGCAGUAGCAACUACAACCAGGGAAACUACAACCAAGGAUACAAUCAAGGAUACAGCAGCAGUGGUAGUCAAAGCUACAAUACCCCACAUCAAAGCAGCAGCAGCAGCAGUGGUUAUGGAAACCAGAGUUACAGCAACUACGGAAGUGGCAACCAACAGCAGCCACAAACACAGCAACAACAGACUUACGCCCAACAAUACCAGCAAUAUGCUCAACAGUACCAACAGUAUCAACAAUACUAUCAGCAAAAUCCACAGUAUGCCCAGCAGUAUGCUCAGUAUUACAGUAACUAUAACCAAAACCAAGGAAACUACAAUCAAAGUGGAGGUUAUCAGUCGGGCAAUCAGAGUUAUGGUCAACAGGGCCAAUCCAAUACCAAUGUUGCCAGCGGUUCAACUGGUUCAACUUGAAGAAGAAGAAGAAAACUGUUUCCAGAUGAAUUAUAAAUUUCUGUCCAUUCCCCGGCACAGUGAAACAAAAUCAUGUAGUCGUUCAAUGAAAUGAAAAUGUAUAAUUCCUUGUCAUCCAUUCUUGAUAUUUUAAUGUAGACUUUAUAAGUGGGUAGUUUUCUGUCUUGUAUAUUGAAAAUUGCUCUCAGAGGUGUUGUAUAUACACCCCACAACACUAAGUUGUUGAUUAUUGCUGAACCCUGGUAAAGAUAUUAAUUAAAUACCGAUAUAUGUAAACAGUUUGUAAAACAUUUCAGAGGAAAAAUAGCCAUUACUCUUUCCCUUGCCCCUUGAAGUUUCAAUUUGUAUGUGCCAGUACACAUUUUUAAGAAUUUUAAGUCCGUUGAAGAGAUCUGUUGUCAGUAUUGUACUUGUUUUGACACUUAAUGGAUAGGGGACAAUAUAUCUACUUCGUGAAUUUUAUUUUCUUCAACUGCCUGUACCUUUUUUUUUGAUUAGGAUUUAAUAAUAAAUUUGUUGUAUCUAUAGUAAA
Molecule: messenger RNA, 3787 nt
Organism: Saccoglossus kowalevskii
Lineage: Eukaryota; Metazoa; Hemichordata; Enteropneusta; Harrimaniidae
Biological process (GO): alternative mRNA splicing, via spliceosome
Cellular component (GO): nucleus
Molecular function (GO): protein binding; RNA binding
Source: RefSeq, a predicted model, not a curated record